AUGGUACAGAUUGAGUUAGAUUCAGAGAGUUGUAACUUUAAAGGGAUUAUUGUAGAGGAUUUUGAUAGUGAAAGGUUAGGAUCAGGCGUUCGUGGCAUUCGUAGAGAGCUUUCGUUUUCGCGUUGGUGUGGUGAUGAUAAUGUUGGUGAUGGUGGUGGUGAGGAAAGGGUUGUUUUGGAUCGACAAUUAGGUGAUGAGGAAGAAACUGUUUUUGAGUUACCGCUAAUUCAAAAGAAUGAGGUGAAAGAAGGAGUUUUCGAUAGAGAGAGAUUCUCUUUUGAUAAGUUACAGCAGGAAAGGAGUGUGCUAAUGACCGGUGCUAGUGCGAUGGAUGAUGAUUCUGUUUAUAGGAGAGGUAAUGGAUCUGAUAAGCAUGUGCCUUUUGAAAUUGAAGAGAUAUCUGAAAGGGGAACGGUUGGCGGUGACUCCUACAUUCCGGGAGGCGGCGUUGGAUCGUUUGAUAGAGGUUCUGAAAAUACUGUCCCUGUAGAGAAUAUCUUGAAGACGUUGUUUUUCGUACUUGUGUGGUACACUUUCAGUUUAUUUUUGACCUUGUAUAAUAAAAGUUUGUUGGGAGAUCAUAUGGGAAGGUUCCCGGCUCCUUUUUUAAUGAAUACGAUCCACUUUUCAAUGCAAGCUGUUUUAUCGAAAUUUAUCACGUGGUUUUGGGCUCAUAAGUUUGAGACUAAUGUUGUCAUGUCAUGGAGGGAUUACUUUUUGCGAGUUGUCCCGACUGCUCUUGGAACAGCUAUGGAUGUUAACUUGAGCAAUGUAUCUCUAGUUUUCAUCUCUGUCACAUUUGCUACAAUGUGUAAAUCUGCUGCUCCAAUCUUUCUCCUCUUGUUUGCUUUUGCUUUCAGGUUGGAGACACCGAGUUUUAAACUAUCAGGAAUCAUUUUAGUCAUCUCCAUUGGCAUAUUACUAACAGUUUCAAAAGAGACAGAAUUUGAAUUUUGGGGAUUUGUACUUGUCAUGCUUGCUGCUGUUAUGUCCGGGUUUCGGUGGUGUAUGACUCAGAUCCUUUUGCAGAAAGAAUCCUAUGGUCUGAAAAAUCCACUUACCCUGAUGAGCAAUGUAACUCCGGUAAUGGCUGUAUCAACUGCACUUCUUUCUCUUGCAUUAGAUCCAUGGGACGAAUUCCAAGAAAAUGCAUACUUUGAUACUCCAUAUCAUAUAACUCGAAGUUGCUUGCUGAUGUUCUUUGGUGGAACACUUGCCUUUUUCAUGGUACUAACAGAAUAUAUUUUGGUGUCUGUAACUAGUGCCGUCACAGUCACAAUAGCCGGAGUUGUUAAGGAGGCCGUCACCAUAUUGGUGGCAGUUUUAUACUUCCAUGAUAAAUUUACUUGGUUGAAAGGAUUUGGCCUAAUCACUAUUAUGAUUGGUGUGAGCUUGUUUAAUUUGUACAAAUACCAGAAGCUUCAGAAGGGUCAUGCAGGUGACAGUGAAUCAGAGCAUCAUACAAAAGAUUCUUCAGCCAAAUAUGUUAUUCUUGAGGAGAUCGAUGAACAAGAUGAUGGAAUCUAG
Messenger RNA from Vicia faba (fava bean), 1527 nucleotides. NCBI's taxonomy places the organism in Eukaryota, Viridiplantae, Streptophyta, Magnoliopsida, Fabales, Fabaceae. The record is from the annotation of a GenBank genome assembly.